CUUUCCUCUCCCAGGCCAGGUGCGGAAGGGAGGCCUGCUCUUCGAGGGCAUGAAUGAAUGGAGAAGAAUCCUGAGCCCCCUCCCCAAGGAGUCCCCAGUGGUAGUAGGAGGGAGAAGGCCGUGGCCCCCGGAGUCAGUCCCAGCUCUAUCCAGACCACCUCCUCUUAUCUCGGGAGUUAGCUGGGUGGGUCCCCUCAGGCUGGGCUGAGAGAGAUGGUUUUCAGUGGUGCCGCAGUUUUUCCUGGGGGAGAAGUACUUACGUCCUGAACCCAUGAACCCUCUGCACGAUGGCCCAGCAGCAGGGAUAGGGGCUGUGGGCUGGUGGCGUUCUGACCUCCCUUCUAGACAGCAGUGUAGGGAGCUACAUUGGGCCCAGGGAACUAGACCCCCAGUCAAACCUACACAAAUUUCAAUCUCUAGAGAAAAUUAGGAGUUGAGUUUGAUGACAGUAGAGAAAGACGAACCUCACGCAGACCGUAGUUUGGGAGAACAGGAGCCCGAGAAGAUGGGCCUCACCCACCCGCUCUGUGUCAUUCCCUGGGAACCCCCCCAGGGGACCCACCCAUCAGAGAUGGGCUGGCAACUGGCUCGUCGCAAGCUGGUGUUUUUCCACAUUUAAAAAUUCAUGACCCACUAAAAACAAUAAAAAUCCUGUGCCCUUUUUGUAUUUUAUGAUGCAAAGACCAGAGUCUCCUUUUCAUUUCCAAAUAUAAAAUUAGGAUACCAGCUAUGCAUUUUCUUAGCAGAAAGCCCUCCCUCCCCUAGCUGAGAAGGGCUGUCCAAGUCCCUGAGAACUCAGAGCUGUGGUGUGGGAUGAUGAUAGAAACUGCAGGUAACGCCUGGUCAGUAUCCGAGCCUGCAGGACCUCAGAGACUCUGCCCCUUUCUGUGCUUCCGACUCCAGUCACCCGAUCGUGGAAGACAGGAGGGCAGCGUGCACAGGGGCUGCUCUAGGGAACAAGGAGGGCCUUCUUUGGUAUGUGAUUAGUUCCGAGUUUCCUGGGGUCCUGUCCGCCAGAGGUGUGAACACAAAUGAACAAUUAAUAAAACUCUAGCUCCAGGGAGCGGAGAUCCCGCCGGGGAAGAAGAAACAGGUUGUUUAACCAACAACAGACAGCCCUACUGUACACAUUCACACACACACCCCCACACAGCCCAACAGCCGGUCUCACCCUCCCCUCCAGACCUGUGCACAGACACAGCCACACUGCAGCUCGGAGCUGUGCCAGCACCAGGCGUCCCGAGUGACUGACACGCACGCACGCACACACACACGCACACACGUCUGCCAUCAGCCCCAGCUCUCUGCACACAGCCGCCCCUCUCCUCCUUCCCCUUCCCCCAAGGAGUUCACUGCCUCUUUAAAACCCAACUCUGAGGGCCAAGUUCAGUGGCCCACAAAGGGUUCCAAUUGUGGCUAUUCAAUGGCCCUUCCCCAGGGAAGGGUGGGGAGUGGAGACAGAUGGGAGGCUUGUCCUGUUGCGGCCACCAAGUGAAAGUCUUGGAUGGCGAAUAAUGAGCUGGGCACUAGCCCUGCCCAGCCUGCUGCAGAAAGACUUAACCUCUUCCUAACCCAGCCCCGUGGGGGCUCGGUGGACUUCACUGCACUGGGGUACCUUCCUCGCUUUCAUGGUGCCAGGCCACUGUCCCCUCCGGCUGCCCAUUCACUGCUCUGUCUUUUCCUAGGCCCCCCGCCUUUCCCUGUUGCAAGCAUUUGCUCCUGUGCCUUUGCUCUGUCCUUGUUUCCCUGUGGGCAUGCUUUGUCCUCUAGCUUGACCGUGAGCUCUUCAAGUGCAGAGAGCAUGUCUGUUUUCCUGUGAUUGGUGCCCAGAGCAGAGCUCUGCACGCACAAGACACUAGCAAAUUAAUUCACUUGCUGCCCACUGGUACCAGCCCCAGGUCAUGCCCACCAGGUCCAACUCUAUCUCUCUCUUCUCUACAACAACCCGGUGUCCUCCACACCAGAGCUCGCCAGGGCCCCUCCCCUCUGUAUCCUUGUGCAGUUUCAACCCCCAGAUGCCUCCUUACAGCUUCGCUGGCUGGAAGCAUCUCCCAUCGUCUGCGCACAAGCGGGGCCCCCUGCUGGAGGGUGGGAUUGGGCAGGAGCCAGAGGAAGUAGGACAUGUUAUUGGGUAACAACUCCCGUCAGAUAGGAAUCGUGUGUCUGGGACAGGUGGUACAGAGGAGUGAGGGUCCAGCCAGGAAAGCAUUUGGAGGGUGGGGAUUUGACACUGCUGCUUAGGAGAGCCCUGGGGCUUGACCAGGAGAGCCCUAUCUUCUCUCCUUCCCACCCUGAGAGACCCAUGAUUUCACACCCACGGAGUCAGAGACCAAAGGGAGGUUCACAUCUGAGACUGUUAAUCACUUGGAUUUCUCAUGUUGAGUGGGGUAAACCAGGCUACCAGCUUUUCCUGGGAGAUGGAAGGUCUCACCGGGAGAGUACGCCAAGGUCCCAGAAAGAAUUCAGCUCUGGAGCAUUUUCCCUUGUGGCCUGAGAACUUCGAGCUUUACCAGGAAGAUCCUUCCCCAUAGACAGAUGCAUCACUUCAGGCCAGAACAAAAACCCAAGUCAAACGCAGCUGCAGAGCUGGAUGGGGACCGAGCUAGGAUCAGCACUGGGAUGCCUGGAAUCCUCUCGGCCAGCAGCCCCAGUUGUCUUGGGGCAAGCUCUCCACUCCCCACCCUUGUCCCAUCCGGGUGGCAGCGUGAAAACGAGUAGAAGGGGGUAGCCUGACUCACUCCCCACUUCCCUCUGCUCCUCAAUAUUCCUGCCACAUCAUCUUCUGUCUCCCCCUCUGGUGUCUGGUUGACCUGUUCUCUGCUUCUCCUCCUUCUGACUGCGUGAGGACCCCUCCUCUGGACAGGAGCUCUCUUCUGGGUUCCCGCCUGCCGCACCUGCCCGCGGCCACCGACUAGGUGACUACGUGCUGGGUGGAUGAGGCCGGGGCUGGUCCCACGCACUGCCUCUCCCCACAGGCUGAGCACGCCGGGGUCCGCACCUACUUCUUCAGCGCCGAGAGCUCCGAGGAGCAGGAGGCCUGGAUCCAGGCCAUGGGGGAGGCUGCCCGGGUGCAGAUCCCCCCAGCCCAGAAGUCGGUGCCCCAAGCUGUGCGUCACAGCCACGAGAAGCCAGACUCCGAGAACAUCCCACCUAGCAAACACCACCACCAGCCAUCCCACAACAGCCUCCCCAAGCCGGAGCCCGAGGCCAAGACUCGAGGGGAGGGUGAUGGCCGGGGCUGUGAGAAAGCCGAGAGGAAGCCCGAGAGGCCCGAAGUCAAGAGCGAGCCUCUGGUGAAGGCCAAUGGCAUCCAAGCCGGACCAGAACCAGCCUCGGAGCCUGGCAGCCCUUACCCCGAGGGCCCGAGGGUCCCAGGGGGAGGAGACCGGUCUGCCCAGCCCAACGGCUGGCAGUAUAGCUCCCCGAGCCGGCCCGGGAGCACAGCUUUCCCGCCGCAGGAUUCAGAGAGUGGGGGACACCAGCGGAGCUUCCCCCCACGGACUGACCCCGACAAAAUCGCCCAGCGCAAGAGCUCCAUGAACCAGCUUCAGCAGUGGGUGAACCUGCGCCGAGGGGUGCCCCCGCCUGACGACCUUAGGAGUCCCUCUAGGUUCUACCCCGUGUCCCGCAGGGUCCCUGAGUAUUACAGCCCCUACUCCACCCAGUACCCCGACGAUUACCAGUACUACCCACCAGGGGUGCGGCCGGACAGCAUCUGUUCCAUGCCGGCCUAUGAUCGGAUCAGCCCACCCUGGGCUCUGGAGGACAAGCGCCACUCCUUCCGGAACGGAGGUGGCCCUGCCUUCCAGCUGCGGGAGUGGAAGGAGCCCCCGGGCUACGGGCGGCAGGAUGGCACCGUCUGGCUCCCCGGCCCCUCCCCCUCCCGGCAGCCCAUCUAUUACGACGAGCUGGACGCCGCCUCCAGCUCCCUGCGCCGCCUGUCCUUGCAGCCCCGCUCCCACUCUGUGCCCCGCUCGCCCAGCCAGGGCUCCUACAGCCGUGCCCGCAUUUACUCCCCCGUCCGCUCACCCAGUGCCCGCUUUGAGCGCCUGCCACCUCGCAGCGAGGACAUCUAUGCCGACCCUGCUGCCUACGUGAUGAGGCGAUCCAUCAGCUCGCCCAAGUAUGAUUACCUGGGAGACAGGCGGCCAGUCCCUGCAGGACUGUUCCCCUACAACUACCCACCAUCCCCCACGGUCCACGAUAAGAUGGAUGAACUUUUAGACCUUCAGUUGCAAAGAAACCUAGAGUAUUUGGAUCAGCAGAUGAGUGAGAGCGAGACUCUCAUCAGUAUGGUGAACCGCAUGGUGGAGAACUCCUCCCCCAGGGCCCAGAUCUUCAUGCAAGUCCCUCCGUACCCAGAAGUGUUCCGGGACGGUCUCCACACCUACAAGUUAAACGAGCAAGACACAGAUAAGCUGCUGGGCAAAUUGUGCGAGCAGAACAAGGUGGUGAGGGAGCAGGACCGACUGGUGCAGCAGCUCCGAGCUGAGAAGGAGAGCCUGGAAAGUGCCUUGAUGGGGACCCACCAGGAGCUGGAGAUGUUUGGGAACCAGCCUGCCUACCCCGAGAAGCUGCUGCACAAGAAAGAGUCCCUACAGAACCAGCUCAUCAACAUCCGGGUGGAGCUGUCCCAGGCCACCACGGCCCUGACGAACAGCACCGUAGAGUAUGAGAGCCUUGAGUCAGAGGUGUCCGCCCUGCACGAUGACCUCUGGGAACAGCUCAAUUUGGACGUGCAGAAUGAGGUGGUCAACCGGCAAAUCCAGAAGGAGAUCUGGAGGAUCCAGGACGUGAUGGAGGGGCUGAGGAAGAAUAACCCAUCCCGGGGCACCGACACGGCCAAGCACAGAGGAGGCCUCGGCCCCACGGCCACCUACAGCUCCAACAGCCCCGCCAGCCCUCUCAGCUCCGCCAGUCUCACCAGCCCCCUAAGCCCCUUUUCACUGGUGUCCGGCUCCCAGGGGUCCCCCACCAAGCCCGGGUCCAGCGAGGAGCCCGGCCCGCCGCGGCCCCCCCUCCCCAAAGCCUACGUCCCCCUGGAGUCUCCUCCAAACGUGCCACCACUCCCUAGCGAGAGCCGCUUCUGGCCAUACCCCAGCUCCCCUGCCUGGCACCGCAGUGGCGAGCCAGCCAGGGGUCAGCUCAAGGCAAGCCAUGAGCAGAACAAGAAAGACCCCCACCAGACCUCACCCCUGGACACCGCUAGAGACAUCAACCUUGUGCCCACCAGGCAAGAGGUGGAGGCAGAGAAGCAGGCAGCUCUCAACAAAGUUGGCAUUGUGCCUCCUCGGACAAAGUCGCCCGCCGAUGAAGAGCUAACGCCGUUAAGGGUGGUGAGAAGGAGUGCCGACGGGCUCACCAAUGGACUGUCCUCCCGGCAGGAGCGCCCCAAGAGUGCCGUGUUCCCCACUGAGGGCAAGGUCAAGAUGAGUGUGGAGGAGCAGAUUGACCGCAUGCGGAGGCAUCAGAGCGGCUCUAUGAAGGAGAAGCGGAGGAGCCUGCAGCUCCCGGCCAGCCCAGCCAGCCCAGCCAGCCCGGCCCCCGACCCCGCUGCCCGGCCCGCUUACAAAGUGGUGCGCCGUCACCGUAGCAUCCACGAGGUGGACAUCUCCAACCUGGAGGCAGCCCUGCGGGCGGAAGAGCCUGGCGGGCAGGCCUACGAGACGCCGAGGGAGGAAAUUGCCCGGCUUCGCAAAAUGGAGCUGGAGCCCCAGCACUACGAUGUGGACAUUAAUAAGGAGCUCUCCACACCAGACAAAGUCCUCAUCCCUGAACGGUACAUUGACCUGGAGCCUGAUACUCCCCUGAGCCCCGAGGAGUUGAAGGAGAAGCAGAAGAAGGUGGAGAGGAUCAAGACGCUCAUUGCCAAGUCCAGUAUGCAGAACGUGGUGCCCAUCGGCGAGGGGGACCUUGUGGACGUGCCCCAGGACUCAGAGAGCCAGCUGCAGGAGCAGGAGAAGCGGAUUGAAAUCUCCUGUGCCCUGGCGACCGAGGCCUCCCGCAGGGGCCGCAUGCUGUCUGUGCAAUGUGCCACCCCAAGCCCUCCCACCUCCCCUGCUUCCCCGACUCCACCAGCCAACCCCCUAUCGUCUGAAUCCCCACGGGGCGCCGACAGCAGCCAUACCAUGCGGGUCUGAGCUCUGACUGCAAGCUCUGGCCGAGGCCAACGCCAUGAAGCCCCACAGAGCCACGUUCUGAAGGCCUCCUCUGCCCCCAGAGGUCCCGGUUCCCCCACCCUGGCCCCCUGCCCCUGCGCUCCCGUGGGGGUGCUGCAGGGAGCCAGGCUGGGGCCCGGGGUUGCUGCCAAGAUGUGACCUCAGUGUCCACACGCCCACUACGCCCAGCCACACGCCCACCACCACCACAUGGUGGCCUUAGGCCGGGGCCCGAGAUGCUGGGCAGACAGCACCUCCUGGCUGGCACCCGAGUCCUGAGGGGCUAGGCCUGGCCCUGGCUGGUGGUGUGACAGCUUUACUGGAACAUUUCCUGAGGAAGAGGAUGCCCUGGUGGGGAAGACGCUCUGGGCUCUCUAGGGGAGGACUAGGGUGAGGAGAAGAUGGAUGCUUUUGCCUCUUCCGGCCCCUCCUGACGCCGAGGACGGUACCUGCCAUCUGGUCCUUCCCCGCCACCCCACCCUGCUGCCCCAACUGCACCCGGGACUCUGACACGUCUCUGCUGAUGGGUGCUCCCUGGGGGUCCAGUGGAGACUGACCACGCUGCUCGAGCCAAAGACAAGAUGACAAGAGCUGGGGAGGGGCUUCUUGGCUCCCAGAGGGCACAGUGCUGGCUAUGGGUAGAGAGCGGCACGCAGGUCUGUGCAGCGUCUGUGGACAGGUUGAGAAGGGGAAGGAGAGAGAGAGGGAGAGAUGGAGGCAAGUGGGAGGACAGGGAAGCGGCAGGACUCGUUGCAAAUAAGAGGGGGAGGCGGAGGUGGAAAGGGGUGUGGGAUGGAUGGGUUUCCCCAGGAUGGAGCCUUAGCUUAGUGCCAAGUACAGAGCCAGCCUGUCAGCCCUGCUCCUGCCCCUCGUCCCCCAGAUCCAUGGGCCUGUGCAUCACUGGCCCCUGGAGGACCAACCGGCGAGCACGUGGUGACCUUCAGCUGCAGCCGUGGGAACGAAGGCGGAGGGAUGUGGUGCGGGUGUGCGGGUAGGAAGAUGGCCCUUUCUGGAUCUAGGCCCAGUGUCUGCCUCCCCUUCCGUAGCUCAGGGGCAGAGAGAAGGACCUCUGUCACGUAAGGUGUCAUCAGCCUUGGGGUCUUUCCUAACCAUGUUCAGGACGUUUUCUUGCACCCCUUCCCCGGGAAUGCGCUGGGGGUCAGCUGGGAGAGUGCCCCAGAAAGGAAAUGCAGCCUUAAUCUGGGGGGCUAGGUUCUAGGGCCCCACGCCGCAUCCCAGGCAUCCCCAAGGAGGACCAGGUGAGGCUAUGCGGAAGGGCUCCCUUCUGGUCUGGCUGUCUCACCAUCCGCCUACCCGGGGAGGCCAGCGGAGGAGACACAGAAGCAAAGCUCACGUUUUCUUCCUCGCCCCUCAUCUGGGGAGGACGGUAGCCAGGGAGGAGGGAAGGGAGAGAGUGAUUCUGGAAAAACCUGGGCCCCUGGGCAUUCUCUUUGCCAGAGUUGCUGCCCAGAGACUUCAGCCUCCAGUGGCCCCAAGAACAAUGACUUUAUCUGCCACCAUGUCUUCUCCACUCCUUCACAGCAAGGGGCCAGUGACUGGUUCAUUUGCAAGUAAAGAUGGCAACUCAUUCAACAAAUAUUUAUCAAGCACCUUUAUGUACUAAGCACUGUUCUAGGUGCUUAGGAUACUGUCGUGCUUCUGAGGGAUUGCAGGCUGGGGAAUUCCAUUUCCCUUUUAGCAGAUUUUUUGAACAUGAACCUUGGCUAUGUUUCCCAUUUAGAACCGCUCAAGCACCCCACACCUGUUUUUUCCUCCCGCACAGACCAGCAGGUGGGAUUGGCGCACUCUCUCUUUCCAACACCUUUCUCCAUCCACAAGAAAUAGCCUUUCGGGGCCUCCAUGCCUUUCCCUUUCUUUGUCCUUUUUUUUUUUUUUUUAAAGUGGUAUUUUUAGAAAUACAUGUGAAAUACCAAG
Mustela erminea (ermine) is the source of this 8093-nucleotide messenger RNA. RefSeq names its product pleckstrin homology domain containing A6 (gene PLEKHA6). Bases 3051 to 6140 code for a protein of 1029 amino acids. The record is from RefSeq and is a predicted model, not a curated record. The transcript has 22 exons. NCBI's taxonomy places the organism in Eukaryota, Metazoa, Chordata, Mammalia, Carnivora, Mustelidae. Gene Ontology annotation, molecular function: protein binding.